Exophiala bonariae is the source of this 1101-nucleotide messenger RNA. RefSeq lists its product as uncharacterized. The coding region runs from base 1 to 1101 and encodes 366 amino acids. The record is from RefSeq and is a predicted model, not a curated record. The transcript is spliced from 6 exons. NCBI's taxonomy places the organism in Eukaryota, Fungi, Ascomycota, Eurotiomycetes, Chaetothyriales, Herpotrichiellaceae.
AUGUCUCAUAGAAUCCUGCUCACCGGAGCCUCUGGCUAUCUUGGAGGGACUUUGCUUGCUCGGUGGACGAGCGUGACCCUGCCACCAUACGAAAAGCUUUUUGCGCUUGUGCGAACGCAAGAACAAGCCGUUUCCCUCAAGCAAUAUGCUGCAACGCCCGAGCCUCUGUUCUUUGACAUCAGAGAUAAAGAAGCAGUUGAUUCUGCGGUGGUCGGCAAUAAAAUAACAAUCGUAUACUUCCUAGUGGAUGCUGUCAACGUGGAGGCUCAAAAACAUUUCAUCGCUGCCCUCGCCGAGGUGAAGAAGAGUACUGGAUUAGAUGUUCAUUUCUUGCACACGAGUGGAGCCAAAAUAUUCUCCAGUCACGCUGGCGCUCCCAUUGACAGGCCACUUCUGGACAACGAAGAGGGCCUUUACGAGAUUCAGAAGGCACAGAUCCCGCCACUGCUCGCCCCGGUCCAGCAGGCAAGCCCCCCUCCCUUGAUUCCCAGUUCUUCUCGAGCAAUACCCUUGGCGAUUGACACCAACAAUACUGUGAUUGAGGAAGCCACAGCACAUGGAGUGAGAAGUUACGUUUUUGUCCCGUGCGUGGUGUAUGGGAAAGGUGAAGGUUUCGGUAACCCCAUUUCGAUUCAAACGGUUGCUAUAAUCCGCGCGGCAAAAGCGACCAGGCAAGUUUUGAGUGUUGAUCCUGGACGUCCGAUAUGGCCCGUGUGCCAUGUGCUGGACAACACGACGUUGUAUCUAGAGCUUCUUCGGAAGAUACUGGCUGGCGAUAAUCCCGGCCAUGGUCGGCAAGGUUAUUAUCUCGCGGCUGCUGGUAGCGUUGCCUGGGUCGAUCUGUAUAGUGUCAUAGCGAGAAGCCUGAAGAAACGUGGCGUCAUUGAUCAAGAUUCUAUAACGCAGGCUUCCGAUCAAGAGCUGGAAAAGAUGGCCACAGCACUGGGAUGUCCAAAAGAAUUCGUUGCUUUGCAAUUGGGAGGAAUUUGCACACUCUCGGCGGUACAUGGGUCAGAGAUUGGCUGGAAACCAACCUUUGCAGCUAGCCACAUCCUCGAAACAGCGGAUGAGGAGGUGGACUGGGUUUUGGCCAACCUGUGA